This is a messenger RNA of Aspergillus welwitschiae, 744 nucleotides long. RefSeq lists its product as uncharacterized. The record is from RefSeq and is a predicted model, not a curated record. NCBI's taxonomy places the organism in Eukaryota, Fungi, Ascomycota, Eurotiomycetes, Eurotiales, Aspergillaceae. The transcript has a single exon. The coding region runs from base 167 to 481 and encodes 104 amino acids.
CUAGCUUCACGCAGUGGUCGCCUGUUCCCCCAAAGGUCCAGAUUGAACACGCGCGCCUGAUGCUCUUCCUUUCUUUGGUUCGAUCAGUUCACCUUCGUCUUAGGCCAUCUUUCCGCGAUCGCUUGUGGCUCUGUCGGGCGUCGCGCCGUCCGACUCCUGGGCGGCGAUGGUGGUGGGGCCUAGUAGGAGAAACCCCAGUCUGACGCUGAUGAUUAUGGAGCUUGCUCGCCGGUGGUGUUGGCGUCCACUCUGGGCUCAUUUUCGCACCUUUCAAUCUGCAAGUGCUCGGGGCCUGAGGGCGAAUCAAUCACACGUCGGGUGUUUGUUUGUUCCAACCUUUUCCAUUCCACCUUUAACUGCGUUUUCGCACAUUAUUGUGGGCCACGCCGGAGGUCCUCAAGCGAUGGCCACAUGGCCGCCUAUGAGUUCAACCGCGUCAACGGUCAUUCCUCCAUAUACCAUUAUACUAUAUAUUGAUUGACUAACAUAUGUCUAGAUCGUUAUAUUGUUGUCCGCCACUCCUUGUAGUCCUGUCAGCUUGUCUCCGAAGCGUCUGCCAAUCGGCUAGUAUCGUAUCUCAAAUCCCAUUGCAGUCCGGCUCCGUGCGGUCCAAUUCAAUGGGCGAAAGUCGUCGUCCGAUCUCUUCCCUUGACUCGCUGAGAUGGGCAGUUCCAGUGGUUGAUGCAAGAAGGUCAUCACCGAACUUCUUCAUCGUAGUCAACAUUAACGUAAGGCUGAAUCAGG